AAGGAACCGUUUUGCUUUUCAAGUUCUCGGUCCCGGGAACACACGAUCUUUUCCUUUCACGUAGAAUAUGAAGCACUCCGAGUCAGGCCUAGGUCAAAAGGUCAACAACGUAAAACCCCCGUUCUGAUGCAUUCCCGAGCACAAACACACCCCCACACACACACACACACACACACUCGAAUGCAUACGAACCUGUUUAUAAAGUCGAGCACUUCGAAAGUUUUAACAUCGGAAAAGGUUCGACCGAAUUUCCAGAGUCAGUUCUUCACUACUUCGAAAGUUUGAACAUCGGCAAAGUUCAACAGAAUUUCCAGACCCCAUGGAUUUCUUGGCAGGUAAAAAUUUGUAUUUUAUUCAAUUAAUAGUUAAAUAUAAAUUGAAAUACAAUGUUUAUGUAAUUAUCCAGUAGGCAAUGAUAUUGAUAUAAACUUAGAACUAAUCAUUCUGAGUACAAAAAUCAUCAUACUUAUCUGGUCAUUAUGUAAUCUGGUACGAUACUUUAUCUAAAUUGUAAAUAUUCAUUACAUUUAUAUUACAGUGCAAGACCGAGUUAAGCUCAUCUGUUUCUAGUGUAUAGACAGCUUGGUGAUUAUUUCUGAUGAUGAGAUUCCCGAAACAACCACUCAGGACCUUUUGAAUCUGAGUUCCACACAAUUUGAGGGAAACGUGUCUAACAGUGAUUACGACGGAGAUAUUUCAGAUACGAGUGCUGCAAUAGAAGACCAAGAGGAAAUCAUCUCGGAAACCGACAUUCAACAAGACAUCGAACUACAACAGAUCUGCGCAGUGUGGCGUGAAUUCUUCGAAGCAAAGACUGAUUUAUUGGAAAACUUUGGACAGAUUGAUUAUACACUUGAAUCUGGUCGAGGUACAGAUUUUAUCCCUUUACUGUACAGCACGCUUGAAAAUGUGAAUAGAUGUCUCUCAGUGAGCAUAAAGUUGAUUAGAAAAUUGUAUGAUAGAUAUGGCGCAGAAACGACUGAAAUGCAGUUCGGAUAUGGAGAUUAAAAAAAAGAGAACCGAAAAAUCUCCAUUAUCGCAUGAUUUCUUUUAUGACGGAAACCAGAGUUUUUCAAAUGAUUCGCACACACCCCUGAACCCAUAUUUAACUGAAGCGAUCAACAGGCUGAACGAAAGUUUAAUAACGUCACACCAAGUCGUUAGUGAGAGACCUAAUCAGAAUCCAAAUCACGUCGUAUCAAACACAACGGUAACGCCGAAUGAUAUAUUUUCUGAAUUAAAUCAAUGUCUGUUAGAGUUACAUAAUAACCUAAAUGAACACGGUCAUUCAGUACAAAUAAACCCUGAUCUAAUCGAUGCAGUCAAUCAGUUGAAUGAAAAUUUAAGAUCGUCAGAACAGAACAAUACUCAAAAUGAAAACCCCAGACGAAUUUCCAGUCAAACUGUAUCAAGUACGCCGGUCGAGUCGCACGACAUAUUUUUCGAAUUAAAUCAAUGUCUGUUAGAGUUACAAAAUAACCUAAUCGAACAAAGAGAAUCUUUGCAGAUAAAUCCAUGUUUAAUAGACGUGGUGAAUCAAAUCAAUGAAAAUAUGUCAUUACCUCCCGUUCAGAAUAUCGUCUCGACUCCAGAAAACGCUCAGGAACCUAGUCCGUUAUCUUCUCAUGAUACGUUACACGAACUUAAUCAAAGUAUUAUGAGGAUAAAUGACAGUCUUGUUAACUUAAUCGAAAACCCUGACAAUAUUGCACAAAAUUCGGAAAACGAUAAUGAACGCAACCGCCCAAUGGAAAACAUACACUCACCUAAUACCCAAGAUUCUCAAAUGGAAAACACACAUUCGCCCGAUACCCAAGAUUCUCAAAUGGAAAACUCGCCUGAUAUCCAAGUAGAGCAAGAGGGUGAUGGAUUAGAUCCUAAUAUUAGAAUAAUUAAUCGGGAAAGAUUCAACAACACUGAGAUUAGGAGAAGAGUGAAUUUUUCUUCUAUCGCGAACGUUGACAGCUUUGCAGAUUUUUAUAAUUAUGUUUUAGAGAUUUUAAACAGCGCGAUUGAAAUCGCUAACAAUUUAAUUUCUGCCAAGGAUGUAGUCACCGUUGAAAUUAGAGGUGAUACGGUCAAUGUUUCAUCACGCGUUCAAAUAGACAAUGGUGUCAUCGAUUUAGGUUCUUUUCUGACCAUGCUCGAAAAUGCAAUUCAGAGUAAACGUGAAAUUUUUACCGAUAAUACCCUUGAAAUAGUCGUCCAAAUCGUCCGACCACUUCGGGGUGGUGGAAAUAGAAGGAAAAUAGGCCAUAUAUUCAAAUCAGAAACCCUGCAGAAGAAAAUGCAACAUCUAUACAUUUUUCACAAGAGAGACAACAUGUGCUUCGCCUUGUGUGUUAGCCAACUUUUGAAUCGUGAAAAAAAUGAUUUUGAAACCGAACAAAUCGCUAGAAAAUUACAACACGAUGUGGGAUUAUCCGUAAACAAUGCGGUCAGCUUCGCUGACGUACCGAGAUUUGAGAGACAUUUGAAUUGCAAAAUCGUAAUCGUAUACUGUUCUGCUAGCAAAGCCGGAUACUCUUUCUUUCAAACUAGCAAGACUCCCCACGAAAAAACCAUUUACUUGUUUUUACAUGACAACCACUAUUAUGGGGUUAAAAGUAUCACCGGACUUUUAGGAACGAGUCAUGUUUGUCAUUUCUGCCAUUCGGGGUUUGACGUUUUAUGGAAACAUAAAUGUGCUUAUAGCUGCAACGUUUGUCACGACCCCGAUUGUUACAAACACCCUAAGAAUGUUACUAAAUGUCCAGAGUGUCAGAGACUGUGUAGCUCCCAAUACUGUUUCGAGAGGCAUAAAGCAAAGAUUCAAUCGCACAAAGGCGAAUAUUCUAUGUGUGAAACGGGAUUCUACUGCGGUAAAUGUAAACGUGUGAUAAGGGAUAAUCCUUCUAAUCGUGAGAAUCACGUAUGUGCCCAUUCGAAAUGCAUACUCUGUGGCCAAAAACUCGAUGAGGAUAUCGAGCAUAGAUGUUUUAUACAGAGGGCCAGGAAAGAAAGCGAAAAUACGGAUUAUGUGUUUUACGAUUUCGAAACUAGGCAGGAAACAGGAACACAUGUAGCUAAUUUCAUAUGCUGUAUUGAUUUUAAGGGAGAGGAGUGGGUGGCUGAAGGGGAUGAUUGCGUCAGUGCCUUCUUUAAAAAGUUUCGGUGUAAUGCAUACCACGGAUACAAGUUUAUAGCCCAUAACGCUAGAGGGUUCGAUUCAUACCUUUUGUUAAACCAUUUAGUGAAAGAAGGAAUCACACCCGAAAUCAUAGCACAAGGCGGUAAAAUUUUGUGUUUCAUCGAUACCGCGUUUCGUCAGUCCUACAUUGAUAGUCUAUCGUUCUUACCCAUGAAAUUGAGUAGCAUCCCAAAAGCCAUGGGUUUUUCGGAAAGCAAGAAAGGCUAUUUUCCCCAUUUCUGGAACACCGUAGAACAUCAGGAUUACGUAGGGCCGUAUCCUGACCCUAAGUUUUACGGUGUAGAUGGCAUGAUGCCUAAGGAUAGAAAAGAAUUCUUUAAGUGGUACAGAACGGUUUCUGACAAAGUGUUUGAUUUCAAGAAAGAGAUGGCGGAAUACUGUGUGAACGAUGUAGAAAUUUUGAGAAAGGGUUGUAUAGCUUUCAGACAAGAAAUUCUGGAUAGUACAAAGGUCGAUCCUUUUAAAUGCAUAACGAUCGCGUCUGUGUGCAUGAAAAUCUUUAGAACCAACUUCCUGCGUAAAGACACUUUAGCUAUUCCGCCUCUUGAUAAUUACAUCACCACUCAGAAAUCUUUCUCAACACCAUCCAUACAAUGGCUCGAAUAUGUUUCAAAAACGCAAAACCUACCCAUUCGCCACGCGUUGAACGAAGGUGAAGUCAGGUUCGGUACUUAUUACGUAGAUGGUUACUGUGAGGAAGGGGAAAACCGUAAGGUUUUUGAGUUUCUUGGGUGUUUUUAUCACGGCUGUGAAAAGUGUUUUCCCUCAAUGACCCCGCAUCCUCUUACCAAAUCAAACGCAACCUUCGAAGAUAUCCGUCAAAAAUCGAUGGAGAGAAUUAAGAAUUUGCAAGACACUCUCAAUUUGCAAGUCACUCUGAUGUGGGAACACGAGUGGAAUGAAAUGAAGAAAAACGACAAUCUCGUGCAAAAUUUUCUAAAAGACUUUGACUUUCCUGAGCGUUUAAACCCUCGAGAUGCUCUUUACGGCGGUCGAACAAACGCAUUAAACUUGCAUUAUGUAGCUCAACCCGGUGAGAGAAUCGAUUAUUUCGACUUUACCUCGCUUUACCCAUUCGUAAAUAAGACAAAGACAUACCCGAUCGAUCACCCUAUCAUCAUUUAUCGUGACUUUCAACCUCUGAAAAAUUACUUCGGUAUCAUUAGAGCAAAGGUAUUACCACCUAGGGGUCUGUGGGCACCUGUUCUACCAUUUCGUGUAAAAAGCAAACUCCUCUUUCCUCUAUGUAGAACGUGUGCCGAACAUCAGUUAAAACAUUGCGAUCAUACGGCUCAGGAGAGAGCUCUUAUCGGAACAUGGGCAUCUAUCGAAAUUGAGAAAGCCGUCGAAAACGGUUACAAAAUUCUAAAAGUGUUUGAAGUGUGGCACUUUCCUAAAAGGUCUGAUAAGCUUUUUACAAGAUAUAUUAAAAUGUUCCUCAAGACCAAACAGGAAAGUUCAGGUUAUCCGUCCUGGGUCGUUGAUGAAUCAUCUAAACGUGAGUACAUUCGCAAAUAUGAGGAGAACGAAGGAAUUACGUCAAAGACCAGACAGAUCGAACACGACCUUAAUUCGAGAUCCUGCCGAGUUUUUACAGUUCAUGUUCUCCGAUAUUUAUAAUGUGAGUCAGUUCUCUUUUUUGAAUGAGGAGGUGGCGAUGGUACAGUGGCGUUACGCAGACGAGAGAUUGAUUAAACCGCUAAACGCUAAUGUAUUCAUCGGCAUUUUCACUACAGCGUACGCUAGGCUUGAGCUGUACAAUUUGAUGGAUCGAUUGGAUCAGCGUUGUUUGUACACAGACACAGAUAGCGUCAUUUUUAAAAGUAAGGAAGGUGACUGGAUGCCACCCUUAAGCGAUUACUUGGGUGGUCUUACCAGCGAACUAGAUGAUGGCGAUCAAAUCGUGGAAUUUGUAAGCGCAGGUCCUAAAACCUACGGUUACAAAACCAUGAAAGGAAAAACAACCAUGAAAGCUAAAGGCAUUACUUUAAAUUAUAUCAAUUCUGAAAUUGUCAAUUUGAAAUCACUAACAGAACUGGUGGACGAGCGAGUGAAAAAUCCGGAUCAUACAGGUCAUCUCGUAACCACGCAUAACCAAAUCGUGAGAGAUAAAAAGGGGUUUCAUUUGAGAAACAAAUCACAGUUGAAAAGGUUCAGGGUUGUGUACGAUAAGCGUGUUUUAUUAUCUGAUUUUACAACUCUCCCUUACGGCUAUUAAGACUAUUCUUGUAUAUAUGUGUAUAUAGUUUCUGUUGAUGUGUUUUGUAAAGGAAAAUAUGAACGUGACUGCUUUUGACGCUAGGAUGCAACUUCCCUUUUCAUGUAUCGUAUGUGGACCGAGUAAUAGUGGAAAAUCUUUUUUUAUCAAAAUGCUGUUGGAAAACUGUAAAGAGGCAAUGUCGGUUGUUCCGGAAAACAUUGUCUGGUGUUAUACGUGUUGGCAGCCUCUGUACGAUGAAUUAUUGACCAGAAUAAAAAUAAUUUUUCUUCAA
Messenger RNA from Ictalurus punctatus (channel catfish), 5682 nucleotides. RefSeq lists its product as uncharacterized. The record is from RefSeq and is a predicted model, not a curated record. Lineage: Eukaryota; Metazoa; Chordata; Actinopteri; Siluriformes; Ictaluridae. Gene Ontology annotation, molecular function: DNA binding; DNA-directed DNA polymerase activity; nucleotide binding. The coding region runs from base 956 to 4810 and encodes 1284 amino acids. The transcript is spliced from 4 exons. Gene Ontology annotation, biological process: DNA replication.